UCAGGUUAAUAUUUUGUGUUUACCUUAACUUAAAUAAAAAUGAUGAAUUACGGAUAUUUUAGUGAAGAAUUCGCUGAUUUUGAGAACAUGUUUAAUGAUUUCCUGGAGCCCAACAUAGAGGAAUGUUCUUUGCCAUUAAUAACGACAGAUGUCAAUUUUGCGUCUCCUCAGUCAAAUGAAAAUGUUGAUUCUGAUAUUUCAUCAACUUCAACAAAUGUAAGUAAUCAAAGCAACAGUAUUUUCAACCCUGAAGAGUUUUUAGUAUCACCAUCAACAAAUUUUGAUCAUAUUUAUGUAAACAGCAGUUUGCAGCCAUCGCCUUUGCAUGAAUCUGAUAGCGGGGUAUCUGAGUCAGAAUCUGUAAGUGUUGCGAGCAGUCCUCCACCCCAAGAACGAAAUAUCUAUCAAUAUAGAUCUAAGUGUAUCGAAAAUUGUACACCAGAAGGUAACACAAGAAAUUUUAAAAACGUGUUAAAUUGUGACAGCAAAUGCUGUUUAGAUGAUAAAGUUGUAGAUCUAGAUGCAAAAAAAGGCACAUCUUUUCGUUCAAUAUCUGCUGAGUAUGACAGUGAUGAUUCAAGCCAGAGCUCCAGUUCAUUGAAGAAAGUCAGUUCAGAAAAUAAGCUACAUGGUUUAAAAAUUAUCACUGUCAAAAAGCCAUGCAACUUGGUUUCGAAUGACUCAAUUUCUGAGCAAGUGAUUAAAGCAAUAGAUGACAGAUCAAAGAAAAAUGCGCAGCAGGCAAAGCUUAAUCGAGAGAAGAAAAAGGCCUACAUCAAGAAUCUUGAAAAUGAAAUGGAAGUCUUGAAGAACCAGAACCACCAAAUGAAGCAAGAAAUUGCUGACUUAAAAACAAACAUGUCAAACUUAGAAGAGGAAUCUGCUUAUCUUAAAUCAGUACUCAUGAAUGCCAGUCCACUAUCUAGCCUGUUAAACAAGAUAGGCAAUGUGCCUGUCGUAAACCUGUCUACCAGAUUCACCAGAAAACGACUUUUGGAUAACAUUCCUGUGUCUGGUGAACCCACUGUUGAAGCACCUUGCAAAAAAGAAAAAAAAGCUGGUGUUUGUUUGCAUGUAAAUGGUGAUGAAUUCAGUCUCGAGUUUUGUGCACACUGUUCCUCUCAAGCUCAUAGUACAUAGAACAUACUUACAGCUUUCUGGAAAGAGGUUGUAAAACAGAAUCUGAGUUAACAUUGUAACAAUUAUUACUUCCCUAUUAAGAUAUUUCCAGGUUGCAAGUCCUACUUUAAGAAGUCUACAGACAAGCACAGAACUUGAGCAUCAGCCUAAAGUCUAUAAUUAAUUCAAUUUUAUGUUUGACUUGUAACUGUUUAAGUUAAGUUUAUCAUGUAUCUUAAAAUGUUUUUGAAAAAAGAAUCAAAACAUUAUAAAGGUUACUAUUUGCAAAAUCAAAGUGUACAGCUUUAC
Messenger RNA from Physella acuta, 1428 nucleotides. Its product is annotated as cyclic AMP-responsive element-binding protein 3-like protein 3-A. NCBI's taxonomy places the organism in Eukaryota, Metazoa, Mollusca, Gastropoda, Physidae. Gene Ontology annotation, biological process: regulation of DNA-templated transcription. Gene Ontology annotation, molecular function: DNA-binding transcription factor activity. The record is from RefSeq and is a predicted model, not a curated record.